CAGAUGGCAGCACCACCUCGGCCAGAACUGUUUGACUUCCAUGGAGUCUCCAUGACCAAAAUCUUCACUGAUAACUGGGACAACAUACAGAACUUUAAAGCGAGACCAGAUGAUAUUCUUAUUGCUACAUACCCCAAAGCAGGGACCACAUGGGUCUCUUACAUCUUAGAUCUUCUGUAUUUUAGUGAUAAGGGUCCAGACCGUCAGACAUCUGUCCCUAUUCAUGACAGAGUGCCUUUUCUGGAGUUCUGUGUACCUCCUAUACCUUCAGGCACCGACUUGGCAGACCAACUUCCCACCACUCCUCGUCUCAUUAAAACUCACCUACCUGUCCAGUUUGUACCAAAGUCCUUCUGGAGGCAGGGCUGCAGGAUAAUCUAUGUGGCCCGUAAUGCAAAAGACAAUGCGGUGUCCUAUUUUCACUUUGACCGCAUGAACAGCCUUCAGCCAGAACCAGGAGACUGGAGCACCUUUCUACAGGGAUUCAUGGAGGGAAAGAGGACUUUGGGAUCGUGGUAUGACCAUGUGAAUGCCUGGUGGGACGAGAAACAGACUUAUUCAAAUAUCCUCUACAUGUUCUACGAAGAUUUGAUUGAGGACUCGGGACGAGAAAUAGACCGACUGUGUUCCUUCCUUGGUUUGUCUCCUUCUGCUGAGGAGAAGGAAAGAGUCCGAGUCAGUGUGACGUUUGAUAAUAUGAAACAGAACAACAUGACCAACUACAGCACAAUUCCUCUGUUGAACCAGACGGUGUCUCCUUUCAUGAGAAAAGGGAAAGUUGGUGACUGGAAGAACCACUUCACUGUGUCCCAGAAUGAACAGUUUGAUGAGGACUACAAGCACAAAAUGAAGAAUCCUGCUUUAAAGUUUCGUUUUGAAAUUUAAAUGCCCAGCGAGGCAGGAUGGAGCUCUCAAACAAGCCAGACUUCAGGCAGCUGCCGCUCAACAGACUUCAGGCGCCGGUGGCUCUGGAUCAUCUCUACUCACCUCAGCCCCAGCCUCUAGGCCCAACAAACCUCCCUUGACCGAG
Messenger RNA from Pelmatolapia mariae (spotted tilapia), 1030 nucleotides. RefSeq names its product cytosolic sulfotransferase 3-like. Gene Ontology annotation, molecular function: aryl sulfotransferase activity. NCBI's taxonomy places the organism in Eukaryota, Metazoa, Chordata, Actinopteri, Cichliformes, Cichlidae. Gene Ontology annotation, biological process: sulfation. The transcript is spliced from 8 exons. Gene Ontology annotation, cellular component: cytoplasm. The record is from RefSeq and is a predicted model, not a curated record. Bases 4 to 885 code for a protein of 293 amino acids.